Molecule: messenger RNA, 1157 nt
Organism: Plodia interpunctella (Indianmeal moth)
Lineage: Eukaryota; Metazoa; Arthropoda; Insecta; Lepidoptera; Pyralidae
Gene: TwdlT
Product: TweedleT
Exons: 2
Coding region: 95-991 (298 amino acids)
Source: RefSeq, a predicted model, not a curated record
GAUCCAGGGAGAGAGGUGCCGUCGAUUCCGAGUAUAAAAGCCAAUGGACGCCGAAGUCAGACAUCAUACCAUCUCGAGACCUCCGUGAGUCAACAUGAAAGCGUUUGUGGUAUUAGCAGCCGUGGCGGCCCUCGGUUCGGCCAGGCCCGAGGCGGGAUACAGUUACAACGCGCCCAGCGGCGGCGGCGGUCACGGAGGACUCGGCGGCCUGGGCGGAGGUCUAGGUGGGGGCCACGGCGGCCUCGGAGGAGGCCAAGGAGGCUUCUCCUCUGGAGGUCUCAGCUCCAGCAGCUUCGGUGGAAUCAGCGGAGGAUUCUCAUCAGGAGGCGGCGGUUUCUCAUCCGGAGGCGGCUUCUCAUCUGGCGGCGGAUUCUCCUCAGGCGGUGGCGGUGGAUUCGGCGGCGGCUUCGGCGGCGGCUUCGGUGGUGCUCCCAUCGUCCAGAAACACAUCUACGUCCACGUCCCCCCACCAGAACCUGAAGAACAACGCCCGCAAGUGAUCGGCGGCGGCGGCGUACCCCAGAAGCACUACAAGAUCAUCUUCAUCAAGGCUCCCGCUCCCCCCGCGCCGGUCGCCCCCGUCAUCCCCGCUCAGGCCCAGAACGAGGAGAAGACCCUCGUCUACGUGUUGGUCAAGAAGCCCGACGAGCAGCCCGACAUCACCAUCCCCACCGCUGCCCCCACCCAGCCCUCCAAGCCCGAGGUUUACUUCAUCAAAUACAAGACCCAGAAGGAAUCUGGUGGCGCUAUUGGAGGUGGUAUCGCUGGAGGCAUCGGCGGUGGUAUCAGCGGUGGCUCUAUUGGUGGUGGUAUCUCUGGCGGCCUCUCCGGUGGUAGCAUCGGUGGUGGUCUGUCCGGCGGCAGCAUCGGUGGCGGUCUGUCCGGUGGCAGCAUCGGCGGCGGGCUCUCCGGCGGACACGGUGGCUCGUCCGGAGGUCACGGCGGCGUCAGCUCGUCCUACGGACCCCCCGGACAGUCCGGCCCAUACUAAACAGCGCCUGAAGCGCGCCAACUUGUGAUACCUGCUCUGCCGGCGAAACCUAGUGUUAAGUAGAGAAAAAAUUACGGUGCCUAAAUGUAUUUAUGUAAAUAGUAAUUUUAAUUCUUAAUUUUAGUUGUAUUAUAAAGUUCUUUUUGCAUAAAAACCGAUAAACCAA